AUGGAGGAGGGGUUCGUGGUCCUCGUGGAGGUGGACAUGAACGCCGGAGACGAGCCGGCUGCUUUCCCCACCGUAAGAGCCACCGUCGUGCAGGCCUCCAGCGUCUUCUUCGACACCCCGGCCACGAUCGAGAAAGCGAAGAACCUGAUAGCAGAGGCUGCCGAGCAGGGCGCGCAGCUGGUGGUGUUCCCGGAAGUCUUCGUCGGCGGUUUCCCCCGUGGCAGCGACUUCGGAGUCACCAUCGGCGGCCCCCCGCAGGCAAAAGGGAGGAGGGGGAAGGACCUCUUCUGCAAGUACUACGCCUCCGCCAUCGACGUCCCCGGUCCCGAGGCGAACCUCCUGGCCUCGUUCGCCGCCAAGUACAAGGUGUACCUGGUGAUGGGCGCGGUGGAGCGGCACGGGGGCACGCUGUACAACACGGUGCUCUUCUUCAGUCCGGCGGGGGAGCUGCUCGGGAAGCACCGGAAGCUGGUGCCCACGGCGCUGGAGCGCGUGCUCUGGGGGUGCGGGGACGGCUCCACGCUCUCGGUCUACGACACCCCGAUCGGCCGCGUCGGCGCGCUCGUGUGCUGGGAGAGCAAGAUGCCGCUGGCCCGGGCCGCGCUCUACGGCAAGGGCCUGGAGAUCUACUGCGCGCCCACCGCCGACGACUCCGACCUCUGGCAGGCGUCCGCGAGGCACGUCGCGCACGAGGGCGGGUGCUUCCUCCUGUCCGCCAACCAGUUCUGCCGCAGGAAGGACUACCCGCCCCCGCCCGAGUACGCCUUCACCGGGUUCGAUGAGGAGCCCGCGCCGGACGACGUCCUCUGCCGCGGCGGCAGCGUCAUCGUCUCGCCGUCCGGGGCCGUCCUCUCAGGACCAAAGUACGACGGCGAGGGACUCCUCACGGCCGAUCUAGAUUUCAGUGAAAUCGUUCGGGCCAAGUUCGACUUCGACGUCGUGGGGCACUCCUCGCGCCCUGAGGUGUUGACCUUGGUCGUCAAGGACCAGGCGCAGCUCCCUGUGAUUUACAAUUCUGCCUCUCAAAAUUAA
Molecule: messenger RNA, 1032 nt
Organism: Miscanthus lutarioriparius
Lineage: Eukaryota; Viridiplantae; Streptophyta; Magnoliopsida; Poales; Poaceae
Source: the annotation of a GenBank genome assembly